GUCAUGGCGGAGCGGUGGCGGGACGUGUGCGGGGUGCGCAUCGCCCCGGCCGAGCUGCGCUUCAGCGAUGCGGUCCCGGGGAGCUGCUACCGCGCCGCCCUCACCGUGCAGAACCUGCGGGCGGGCGCCUGCCGCCUGCGCCCCCCCCCCCCCCUUAAAUUGCAGUUUAAAUUGAUUGUGGAAAAUCCAGAAAAACCCAUUGCAUCUGGACUUCAGUUUAAAGCUGUUGUGGAAUAUACUCCCAAGUCUACAGAAGAUCUUCGGGAUAAACUAACUCUUUUAGUAGAUGAUGACAUAGUUCAUAUCCCCCUGCUUGGAUUAAUUCCAUCCUGUGAUCUGGAAGUAGAGUCAGAGGUUAAUUUUGGUGAAAUGAUUGCAAACAAUAAACUAGUUACUAAAGAGUUUAGUAUUUCUAACCGUGGAACAACUUCAGGUAUAUUUAGAAUAUCAUAUGAUGGGGUUGUCCUGUUUAACAUAAAACCUGUCAGAGGAGCAGUAAAGCCAAAAUCUGUAAGGAAAAUUGGAGUGGAUAUCUGCACAGAUGUACCUGGAGUCAUCAAUGAAGUGAUGAAAGUGGAGUUGGAAAAUCGUGGCUGCACUGAAGUACGGAUCAGAGGUGUUGUGGUUGAACAAGUUCUUAAAGUUCUUGGAGUGUCUUGUGGAAAAGUACUGAAAUGUGUUAACUUUGGACCUCUUUACUUUGGGACUUCAAAGACAGAACAAAUACACUUAUACAAUGAAAGCCCUGAGUCUAUGGAUUGGGUAGCAGUACUGGAAGAAAAUGCCAUUGGAGGAGAGAUGGGGACAGAUCUUCAGGGGAGUACAGAUGCUGUUUUACACAACUUAAGCCUGAAAAAUAAAGAUGUAGAUGUUUGCAGCUUGGUCUUGUGCGUUCCUGAUCAAGGAACUUUGCUGCCUUAUGAGAAAACAUUGAUUACACUCUGCUUUAGUCCAGAAAAAUUUGAAAGAGACUUUGAAGUGAACGACACAUUACUGAUUCAAGAUUAUGUCCUGUUUCUGAGUUUUGAAUCUGUUGGGAAGAGAGGUGACUGUCUGCAGAACCUCAGUGGUGAUGCCACUGCAACCAAAAGAAAUAAUUCUCGUCAGGUGGACUUAGCGUUGAUGGGUUCUGGGUUUCCUGUGUUAUUAACUUUUAAGCCAGGAACAGUAAUUAAUUUUAAAGACUGUUAUUUGGGUGAAAAAGUACAAGUUGUGUGCACAAUGAAAAAUGAAUCCGAGUUCCUUCCAGUAAUGUUCCGCUUCUGCAAGACUGCUCACUUCAGUGUUUCUCCUGGAAGAGGAAAACUUAAAAAAAAAUCUGAAAAGGAAGUGAUGAUUUCAUUUACUCCACAUCAAAUAGGAACAUUUGAGAUGAAGCAAAUUAUUGAUAUCAUUGGUGCAGGAGUAGAUAAAAGUAAUGUAGAUGUUUUGAAGACAUGCACAAAAUCCUUUCACCAAAUAUGUUUGACCUUACGUGGUGUGUGCAAAUCCAAACGAAAAAGCGUUGUAUUUACAAUUAAUCCUGGUCUAACACCCUUGAUUUCCAAUGCAACUGGACAGUUUGUAGUUCGUGGCACAGGACAGCUCAGUGAUACAGCACCUGUGGCAAUCCUUAAAUCAACCCAAACACAAAUUCAUACUCACUGGAAAAACAGGAAUUGUAAGGAUAAUGCACUUACAGCUUUUCCUAAUGAUCGUGCAGCCAGCCUUAGGCCUAGUGAAUGGAACAAAAAGUACAGGACUAUUUUCACAAAGACUGAGAGAUAUAAUUAUGUAGACCCAGAAUUUGCUUAUACUGACUCUGAACGACUGUUAAGAGAAGAAAAUAAGAAACACUAUGUAGACUUCAUUUCCCGUUUAAGACAGCAUCGUUUAGAGAAAGAGGCUAUUAGGCAGUUUUAUAUUCGUAACAAUCCUGUGAGCAUAGGCAUUAAACCAGCUGAAGGUCUUCAGUCACCCAACAUCUCAGUCUCAGAUUUUCUCAAGGAGAAGCCACAGCCCAAAAUGGUUCCUUUAGAUGACGAUUGCGUGUUAAGUAGUCGAAAAUUGGCAUCAAUUGCUUCUAAAUCUACAAACAAAGGAGUUUGGAGCUGGCUUAGUCCUGUGCCAUCUUCUACCCAGGAAAAGGAAGAUUGUAGACUAACUUUAACACACAAACAGCUUCAUCAAAUAUUCAUUGGUCCUUCUACUAUAGAUUUUGGUGAUGUUUGUGUGCAUUCUACAACAACCAAAGAACUGCACAUCAUCAAUAACUUGUCAGUUCAUAUUUGGAUACAAAUUGAGAUUGAAGUUGCAGAAUUGCAGGAGACAUCUCCAUUGUCUCAGGUGGUGCCUCCUCUGACAAAAACUCAUAUUCCAGUUGUGUUUGAGACAACCACUGUUGGAAUGUUUAAAACCUGUUUCAAUUACAAAAUAAACAACCGACACAUUGGACAUGUUCUGGUAAUGGCACAUGCAAUGCCUAUUGAGCUUGAGCUGUCUACAAGGGAACUGAUUUUGAGUCCUGUUCCUGGCUGCCUAGCAGGGACAGAGUUUAGAAACACUAUCACAGUAUGCAAUCCCAGAAACCAUCCUGCUAGCUUUACUUGGAGACCUGUAACUGGAGAUAGAAAAUCUGCAUUUACUGUAAAGCCAACCAGAGGGUUUGUGGAGCCCUAUAGUGAUGUGGAGUGUGAAGUUGUUUGGCAUCCAGGGUUCAACACUCCAGAAACAGGACAAUUUCUCUUGUGUGUGCGCAAAGGAAAUUCAGUUAACUUGAAAUGUUCUGCAAAGUUUGGUACUGCUAAAGUUCAGUUUAUGGCUCAAAAUAUAUCCUUCACUCGUAGUCCAAUUGGUGUCACUACUUGUAAGACAGCCCGUAUUCUAAACACAGGCUACAACCAUGCAUACUUCCAAGUUGUCGACUCAAACCCACUGCCUGGAAUGAAGAUCACCCCCUCUGUAGGAGUGGUACCUGUGGGAGGCGUUGCUGAUCUCAAAAUCUCUUUCACUCCAAAGACAUACAUGAAUUUUGAUAAAAAAGUGGAGGUAGCAGUGAGGAAUGCAGCAAAACUCUUGCUUAGGAUUAGUGGAUUUUCAGAGAUUGCUGAAAUAGACAUUGAUGUGAAAACAUUUGAUUAUGCAAGUAUUUGUGUUGGCACUACAAAAUCAAUUCCAUUUUUGCUGCAGAACAAAGGAAAAUCAUGUAUCAGAGUGGAGUUUGAUUUUUCUAACUAUAGGGAAUUUAAAUUGAAAACUGAAGACAAUUCAGUGAUUGAGCGUUCUCGUUCAAAGCCUUAUUUGUAUUCACUUAACUUAGAGGAAACAUCAUCUGUGAAAUGCUGCUUGACCCUUACACCAGAAAAGGUGGCAAAUCAUGACUUUGAUCUCCCAAUUGCUACUCAGGCCAGUUCCCCACCUCCAGUUUCUGAGGCACCUCAGGAACACCCAGUGGUCCGGGCUCUUCCAUUAUGUAGAGUCAGAGCUGUUGUAAUGGAACCGGUAUUGAAGUUCUCCUCAAUGGAACUUAAAUUUGAACAAUAUUUGAGUGACAUGUGUUCCAAUACUGCUGAUGAGAAUAUGAAUUCUCAGACCCUUGUCCUAAAGUCUCUCUCAAAUGUGAGCGUGAUAUGGAAAUUGGACUUUGGUGGUGAAGACAAAAAUAUGGAAGAUGGUAUUUUCAGAUUUAGUAUGAAGUGUGGAUGUCUUCAAAAAGAUGAAGAAGUCAGUAUUACUGUGUCGUUCUGCCCUCCAGCUUGUCCUGGGACAUAUACAUCUGAAAUAUCCUUGUAUGCAAAUAAUAGUCCAUUACCACAUGUGCUAACGUUGUCUGGCAUACUGAAGUCGCCAAAAAUAAAUUUUCAUCCCCCCUUUUUAAUGCUGAUGCCAGUUCCUCUGGAUGUGGAAACUGAAGCAGUUGUCACCAUAAUUCCACAGGAUUUUAAAAGGCCAGCACGAAUUAACGUUAAACUUCCUGAGCUUGAACUUCCAGAUGGUACCAGGACUUGCCCUUUUUCUGUGCAGUUCCCAGAGGGACAAGAUAUUGUUCUUUCAUCAGAUGGCACAGCUAAUGAACUGACUUGCCGUAUCUGCUUCAGAUCAUCUAAGCCAAUGUCAUUUUUAAGGGAAAUGCUCUUCAUUGAUCAAGAAGAAAACAGGUUCUCAUUUCUGGUUGCUGGAACAACAGACAAUUGUCUUCUUACAUUAUAUCCAUACUUGGCAUUGCACUGCUUUGAUCAAAAAAUUGUCUGGAGAAGCAACAAUAAAGACUUCAGCACUGGAGAAGUUGUUCUACAGCCAUGUUUUACACCACAAUCAUCUUCACGUAGUUAUUCCACAAGUUCUUUAGGUGCAACUAGUGGCUCAACCUAUGAAGAUUCUCUGUCAGAGAGUACCACUGAUGAAAGUGAGAGUGAUGAAUAUGAAAGUGAAGAGAGUGAAGAAACAAGUGAAGAGAGUGAAGCUGACAGUGAAAGUGAUGGGAACGGAAAUAAACGUGAAGUAUCAUUUUUUCCUGAUGAAGAUAAGGAGGAGUUCACCUUCUUUCAAAAGACCCUAGCUGCUGUGAAGAGUUGGUUCACACUCUUUGGCUGGCCUAAGGGACAAAAUCCCAUUUCAAUACCUCAUUCACUGAGAUGCGAUACGUGUAUAGUCCAGCAAACCAUCGCACGAGAAAGGAAUUUUAAACGAAAGGUUGACAAAGAUAAGGGUUUCUAUGAGAUGUUACGGCAUCUGAAUGGGCAGCCAAUACCAGGCAUUGCAGUGAGCCAGUCCUUGUCCCCUCAUCCAGUAAAAAGAAUGUUCCAUCUCCACUGGCAGCAUUCUGAAUUGCUGUCCUUCCUUAAAAGCCAAGGAGCAUGUCUUUCUCAUAUUAUGCCAGAAUUUCUGCUUACACCUGAAGAUUAUGAGAUAUGGACUGAAGUGAAUACUGGAUUAAGGUAUUUCACACCUGAAGUGAAGAGAGAAAGUGUGAGAAGCUCAGGCAAAUUAAGUAGCAGGAGUAUUUUUGUUCUGGAGAACAAAGCAUUUGAGACAAUGAGCAAACGAGCUUGGACAGAUGUGCUGCUGCAGAUGUACAAGGUGUUUGUUCUUCCACGUGUUUCUUCCCGUAUUUUUCCUGACCCACUGAGCUUGGAAAGCUUGCAGAACAUGCCAGGAAUAAAAUCAGAACCUUUAUGCAGUAAUAUAUAUUCUCGAUAUGAACGAGCCAUCCUCAUCUGGUUGAAUAAAAAUUUUGAGAAAAAUCGACAAAUUAUGUGGAAAGAUAGUCAAAGAGGUGGAAUACCACCCAUGAGAUGGAUAGUGAACUUUGACCAAGAUCUUCUAGAUGGUCUGGUACUGGCAGCACAGAUGGCAUCUUAUUGCCCAUAUUUGAUUUCAACUCACUUCAUAAAGAUGUAUACUGAUCCAAGGACUCAUGAACAGCUUCUGCACAACUCCUUGAUACUUGUGAAGGCUCUGCAUGCUAUCAAUCUGGAUAUGGACAUAAAGGCCACUGAUAUCUGUGAUCCAAACCCUGUCAUGAUGCUUAUUUUGUGUGUCCAGUUGUAUGACACUCUUCCUCAGUACUUACCCAAGAACACUAUAGAAUUUACAGGUGGUCUCCAUGCAACUAUCGUGAAGCAGGUGCAGCUGAGAAACCAGAGCAGUAAUACUUUGGCAUACAAUGCUAUUCUUGUGGGAAGAGAUGCUGAUGAUUUCUCGUUGCCUAAAGGAAACACUGUUACCAUUCCCCCUACAAGAGAAGGCUUUAUAAAUGUGGAAUUCACAAUUCGUUUCCUGCACCCUGCUGAAGCAGUAUUGAUACUGAUUGCAAAUAAAGUUGAUGGAGUAAAUGGUGCCACACUGACAUUCUCUCUGAAAUCUGAAGUUAAGAAUAUUGACCCUCUUGGUACAAUGAAGUGCAGAUCCCCAUGUUAUGAACUGAAGAAAAUUAACCUAAAUGUUACUAAUCCCUUCAAAAUGGAUGGCAUAUUCAGGAUAAUUUUGCUGGAAUCCACACACUGUUUAGUGCACCCAGAGAAAAUGUAUCAAGCCAGGCAAGUAAAGCAAGACCAAAAGUUUAGUUCUGAAAAUAGCAUAUUAAAUUCAAAAAAUGGUGCACCCCCUGAAGAUUCAAAGAAAGAGACUUGCCUAGCUGAUCAGUCUGGGCUCCUGCAUGAGUUCUUCAGUCCAUUGGAAACACUGUUCUUGAAAGGGAAAGGUUCUGCAGCCUUAGAUAUUCACUUCCUUCCCUUUCAUCAGGAAAAGCGUUACUGUGCUGUCAUUCUGGUUAAUGAAAAGAUUGGAGACUUUGUAUACCUGAUUGAGGGAAUAGGUGAUUUACCUCUGCCUUCCGAAUUGCCUGCACUGGAUAGUCCAAAUGUUUUGCGUGCUACCAAUAACUCAGAAGAUGCAAGCACAGUACAGCCAGUUUUAUAUUUGAAAUGUGGGCUUGGUCAGACUCUGAAGGAACAUCUGAGGAUCCCACUGAUCAAUGAGUCAAGGGAGAGGGCCCUGGCUCUUGCUGCUCAGCAGCAGAUGUCAGCUAUUGAGUAUGAAAGGAGACUGAUAACUGGGACUCUGCAGAGCAGCAGCGUUCGAGUUGCAACUGCAUUGUUGGGGCUGUCCAAAGUAGAGAGACGUGCACUCCUGAAUCCUCGUAAGCACCCCUCAGAGAUGAAGUACGUGGAUUACAGUGUAGAAGUGAGCAUGAAACAGUUCUUUCAAGUUCCUAAAAAGUUCUCUAUUCCAGUGUUAGCUUCAGCCAGAGUUAAUUUGGAUACUUCAUCAGCCAAAUACCCUACAUUUCAGAAAACAGGUGGAAAUGAUACAGUUGAGUUUCCUAUAAAAUUCACUCCUAAGUAUGCUGGUUGCUACCACUGUCAGAUUCUUUUGAAGUCAUCCAGUGAUAUUCGUGUCUAUGAGAUUGAAUGUGUGGUGAAUGCAGACCAGGCCGAUGCACAGGUUGAAUUUCUAACUCCAGCUUUCCAGGCAGUGACUCAGGAAAUUCCAAUUAAUAACAUAUCCAGUGAGGACUGGAGGUUUGAAGCAAUUUUGGAAGGACAGUGUUUUCAUGGCCCUGCUGUAAUAAAUGUGCCUGUAGGUGAAACAGUUCCAUAUCCUCUCACGUUCAAGCCAGUUGCCGAGUCUGUAAUAAAGGGAAGGCUUAUUCUGAGAAAUAUUACAACUGGAACCCAGAACAUCUUUAGUCUUAAGGGAAUAGGGAAGAAACCUCUGCCUCAGGAUUGCAUUUUCAUAGAGUGCCAAGUGGGAAAGGUCUCUCAUAAAAUCUUAUGGGUGCACAAUUAUACCAAGAAGAUGCUAAAAUACAAGGUGUAUUCCAAUCUCUCAAUGCUGAGUGGUGCCCCUGAUCUGACUAUCAACCCAGAGGACACUGCAGCUUACACUUUGAGUAUAUCUCCCUGCAGACGAGGAGUCUUUCAAGGUGUAAUUUCAUUUGUUGCUCAAGAUGAAGACCAACAGCAGCCUCAAGGCAGCAGCUCACCAGAGAAGACAGGUGGCAAACAGGCCCUUCAGAAACUGCCAGAGGGGACUCCACAAGAUCUUGAUGCAGGUAACAUUGGAGGAAAUUCUACAAAUUGCAAAGUGUGGUUCUCCUUGAAGAUUUACAGCUCACCUGCAGCAGCAGAAAAGACAAUAGAAGUGGAUUGCAGAGCUCUGGAUACUGUUGGAAUUAAUAUUCCCAUCACUAAUCCUAUCAAUAAAGUUCUCAAGAUGAGUGUGCUACUGGACCAUCCAUCCCUUUCUGGAGAAAAAUCUUUCAUUAUCAGGCCCAAACAAACAUUUUCAUAUCACCUACAGUUUUCUGCAGCUCAUCUUGGCUCUUUUACUGGAAGUGUCAUGUUCCGGUCAGAUGUGAUUGGAGAAUUUUGGUAUGCCCUGAAGUUCAAUGUAGAAAAGCCAUCACCAGUCUUGCUACCUGAUGUAGCAUGUGAGCUUGGAAAAUGGGCUCAUAUGCACAUACCUCUUGCUAAUCCUACUCAUGAAGCUCUGGUGCUAAAAAUGCAUAACAGUGAUCCCAGCCAUUUUGUAGUUGAGACUGACCCAGAACAACUUCUGACUCUUCCUCCUCAUUCCACCACCCAUCUGCCUGUGAGAUUCUUUCCCUCUGCCCUUGGAAGACGCAAUCACAAGGCAACAAUAACCUUCAAAUGCCCAAAGUUUGGAGAGCGGAUAUUUCACCUGGUGGGAUCUGGAGUUCCUCCUGAGUGCAUGGAAACAACCACCAUGAGUGCCUGCAUUGGCGAGUACUCCUCGACCAUCAUCCCCUUCGAGAACCCAACUACUGAAAGUGUGCUGGUGGAUAUCGUGCUGGCAGAUGAGGGGCUGUUGAAUCAGCAUCUGAAUGCAUCUGUCCUGUCUCAGGCCACCUGUACAGAAUCUGUUUUUCAUCUUAUGGUUAAACAGCCACGAGGAAUCCGAUUAGCUCCAAAAGAAAAACUGGAAAUCCCUGUGUUAUUCAUGCCAGCUGAAAUGAAAAUUUAUAAAGCAGUGGUGGUAAUAAAUGUAACGAGGGAAAACGGUGAAAACUGGCCCUAUGUGGUUGCUACUGGAUCAAAUACAGACUUAGCCAGAACUGUCACUCUAGCAGAGAACGGGAAAAUUCAGGGAAUACUCUGGAUCUAUCCAAUUAAUGGAACAUCUGAAGCACCACAGCAGAAAUCUGUUGUGAUUCGCUGCCAGGCCAGGCAGAGACUGGAGCAGAGAGUAGAGCUGCUGCUGAUUGGUGUAUUGCCUGCUGCCACUGCUCUGCCUGCUGCAGGGAAUUCUGCCGUGGCUGAUGUGGAUGAGUUGUCCAAUGCCCCAGAAUGCACUGAUGGUUCCCCUGCAACACUGGAGUUUCUGUAUGAAUUGCAGUAUCAAUCAGAUGAAAUUAGAUCUCAGCUUGACUCUUUGGUUGGUAUACACCUGGUUGAGAAAGAAUGGGAUACAGAAUCCAGAAUUGUGACUCUGAUCUUUAAUGUAGUGUUUGUGCCUAGCAAACCAAUGAGGAAUGAGGCAACUGUCACAAUUCAGUGUACUACAGGAGGCCUUUGGAAGUUUCCAUUGGUGUUCAUUGCCACGGAGCCAGAAGUGGAUGAUGUGAUCAACAUUGAAGCAGUUGGCCUGAAUAAGGAAUCCAUAGUUGGCUUUAAGCUCACAAGCCAGACAAGGUACCCAGAGCCAUUCACGGCACACUUCCUGGCGGGCAGCGAUCCCGAUUUCCUUGUGAUGCCAAAAGCUGGAGUGCUUCUCCCAGAAGGCACUGUGGGAACCCAUAUAACAGUGGGAUACAAGCCAAGGAUGUAUGGCAAGAAGCACACAGCAACACUGGUCAUUGAGACACAAUCAAUGCAGUGGACAUAUGUAAUCAAUGGACUUCCUCCACAGACUGUACCACCUACAGUGUCAGCAAAAGUGGUUUGCACCAGCAGCUACAUAGGAUCAUUCACAGUCCGACAGCGCAAUUUUAUACGUGAAAAUCUGAAACUUAUAACCACUGGAGCAUCCUCACCAAUCAAAGGAGCACCUUUGGUCCUUAGGAAGAAACAGAGAAAGUUAUAGUCUGUUAAUUUUUUGGUGAGAGAAC
Messenger RNA from Ficedula albicollis (Collared flycatcher), 9550 nucleotides. It is a transcript of the gene CFAP47, whose product is annotated as cilia and flagella associated protein 47. Gene Ontology annotation, molecular function: protein binding. Lineage: Eukaryota; Metazoa; Chordata; Aves; Passeriformes; Muscicapidae. The coding region runs from base 4 to 9525 and encodes 3173 amino acids. The record is from RefSeq and is a predicted model, not a curated record. The transcript has 64 exons.